GCCCCGGACUGCUUCCCCCUGCUCGGCUCAGCUGUGUGUACCUGUCCGCAGUGACAUGGCAUCGCGGCUUUGAGCAGCAGCAGCAGCAGCAGCAGGAGCAGCAGCAGCAUCAUCCUGCACCAUGGAGGCGAUACGGCAGCCGAGGCGCCGCGCAGCCUGCGUGGUGGUGCCCGCCUGGAUCCUCCUGAACACGGUGUCCGGACUGAAUGCGCAGGGCGACGGCAUGGAAGAACUCACCACCGAGAAGGAGGCGGAGGAAAGUCACCGACAGGACAGCGUGAAUCUGCUGACAUUCAUUCUGCUGCUGACCUUAACCAUCCUCACCAUAUGGCUCUUCAAGCACAGACGGGUCCGAUUCCUCCACGAAACCGGGCUGGCGAUGAUAUACGGUUUGCUGGUUGGUGUUAUUCUGCGAUACGGCAUCCCUGCCACCAGCUACCACAACAAGACGCCCCCGAGCUGCUCUAUGAAGGAAGGACCUGCCAGCACCCUGCUGCUUAAUGUCAGCGGAAAGUUUUUUGAGUACACCCUCAAAGGGGAGAUCAACUCCCGAGAGAUUCACAAUGUGGAGCAGAAUGAUAUGCUGCGCAAGGUGACAUUUGACCCUGAAGUAUUUUUCAACAUUCUGCUGCCCCCUAUCAUUUUCCAUGCUGGCUACAGUCUCAAGAAGAGACAUUUCUUCAGGAACCUGGGCUCCAUCAUAACAUAUGCGUUUCUUGGCACCGCCAUCUCCUGUUUUGUUAUUGGGAAUCUGAUGUACGGUGUGGUCAAACUGAUGCAAGCGGUCGGACAGCUGACUGAAAAGUUCUACUACACGGACUGCCUUUUCUUUGGUGCUAUCCUCUCUGCCACAGACCCAGUGACGGUGUUGGCCAUUUUCAACGAGCUCCAUGCAGACGGCGAUCUCUACGCUCUGCUGUUCGGAGAAAGCGUCAUGAACGAUGCAGUUGCCAUCGUGCUUUCCUCGUCUAUUGUGGCUUACCAGCCCAGUGGAGCAAACACACACAUGUUUGAUGCCUCAGCCUUUUUCAAGUCAGUGGGGGUUUUCCUGGGUAUAUUCAGCGGCUCCUUUAUAAUGGGUGCAGCUACUGGAGUUGUCACUGCUCUCGUCACCAAGUUCACCAAGCUGCACUGCUUUCCCCUGCUGGAGACGGCCCUCUUCUUCCUCAUGUCCUGGAGUACCUUCCUGCUAGCUGAGGCCUGCGGGUUCACAGGCGUCGUGGCCGUGCUCUUCUGUGGAAUCACACAGGCUCACUACACGUACAAUAACCUCUCCGAAGAGUCCACAAAGAGAACCAAGCAGCUCUUUGAGGUCCUUCACUUCCUCGCUGAGAAUUUCAUAUUCUCCUACAUGGGCUUGGCUCUGUUCACCUUCCAGAACCACGUCUUCAACCCUAUUUUCAUUAUCGGGGCUUUCAUUGCCAUAUUCAUUGGAAGAGCCUUCAACAUUUACCCACUCUCCUUCUUCCUCAACCUCGGCCGAAGGCACAAGAUCAAGGGAAACUUCCAGAACAUGAUGAUGUUUGCAGGUCUGCGAGGUGCAAUGGCAUUUGCUUUGGCUAUCCGGGAUACUGCCACCUACGCCCGGCAAAUGAUGUUCACCACCACCUUGCUCAUCGUCUUCUUCACUGUGUGGGUGUUUGGUGGUGGAACCACGCCCAUGUUGUCCUGGCUACACAUCAGAGUCGGUGUGGACCCAGAUCAAGACCUGCAGCCCUGUGGAGACAGCUUCCAGGUCCUGCAGGGGGAUGGCACUCCGGGUGAAGGACAGAGUAAAACCAAACAGGAGAGUGCUUGGCUCUUCAGACUGUGGUACUCCUUCGACCACAAUUACCUGAAGCCCAUCCUGACACAUAGCGGCCCACCUCUCACCUCCACCCUGCCCAGCUACUGUGGGCCGCUGGCCAGCUGUCUCACCAGCCAACAGGCAUACGAGAACCACGAGCAGCUGAGGGACCAGGACUCUGACCUCAUUCGUAGCGAUGGUGACCUGACCUACACAUUUGGUGACACUGCGAUCACAGCCAAUGGUGCGUCUGGCGGUGGGGGGGAGGGAGCUGCAGGGUCAGGCUGGAGCGUUAAUGGAAAACGGAGCGGCAGCACCUCAGAGGAGGCACUGGAGCGUGAGCUGGACUCCCGCGAGCAGGAGCUGCUGAGCCGCGGCACGCGCCUGGUUUUCCCGAUCGAGGAUCAUGUCUGACUUUCCCUUCCUCCCUGCUUGCGCUGUCGACUUCCCUGACCUGACCCCCAGAACGCCUCGCCCUCCUCUCUCUCCAUAUCCUGCGGGCAGAGCGUCCAGUCCUUCAGAGAUAAGACAAAGUGGAGAUAUGGGAGCAGACAAGAGGGGAGGUUUCAGAGCGACUGAGCUCCCUCCAGGCCUGGAAGUAGAGUUCAAGGAUCAUUUCAUCCUCAUUACAGAGAUGGAGUUUAUUCUCAAGGAGACAUGUGUCCUCAAGAUCCUCUAACAGAGUUAAUGUGAUUCACUUUUACUGAUAUUGUCCUCUGCAUAGCCAGGGGAGAAACCCUUAUGCAGGAUAUGGGGAUGAAAUAACCUCAUGCAAGAUUGAAUCUGCACUUGUGAUAUUUUGUGUUUUUCGGCAGGAACGGAAAAGAGGUAGAAAAAUGAAUUAUAGCCUGACAGCAUGUCGUCAUAUGAUCCGACAAGUUUGAUUUCGCAGUACAUCAGUCUGUGACUGCGAAAUGCAAAGUGACUCCUUCACACACACUGACCUGUAUACAGUGGCCAAACAAACCAACAGUGAACAGUUCCCAGAUCAAACCGGAGCUCUGUGGUAGAUGCAUUUCAUUGAUAUUGAUCCCAUGUUGCCAACAGACCAUGUCUUUGGUAUGUUUGUCAAGAUUUCCUUUGUGUCACACAAAAGCAUCUGUGUGGAGGCAGUGUGGCAUGUGAGGAGGAGCACAGAAAGGGGCAGUUGUGCUGUGCCCUGGUUGUGUUGCCCUCUCAGUCACCGCAGCCCUUUCUUGGGUGAAAUAAGAGGGGUGAAGAAUGUGUGCAUGUAAAUAGCUACAAUGCUGAGCUUUGUUCCAUUUUAAUCGGGACGGCUCCUUUCAGUGCAUUACAUCACAUGACUGUUACCAAUCGCUCUGUAUAUCUUGUCUUGAGUAGACUUGGAUAAUUUUUUGUGUGAAGAAGGAAUGCUGAUUUCCCCCAACUGUAAAAACUGAUAGAAGAUAAUAAUACAGUUAAAACGUAUUUUCAAUGCAAAAAAAUAAACCAGACAUGCAUUAUAAUUUUGUAACUCUUUUGCAAAAAUAAUAUGUGUCUGCUGAUUUUUAAAAGAUAUAUUCAGUAAAAUAGGACUGCAAAUUAUUUUCAUUGACUAUUAAUCAUUUUUUAGAUUAACCAAUUAGCAAUGUAGUCAAUGAUGGAAAGUAACCCAGUAACUGUACUCAAGCACUGUACUUCUGUCCAGUUUUGAUCUACUGGGGGAGGCAAGUAUUUCUAUUUUAUGCUACUUCCACUCAACUACAUUUCAGAGGAAUAUAAUGUUCUCUUUCUCCACUACAUUUAUUGGACCGAUUUACUUACUACACUUUUAUGUGAAGAUUCUAAAGAACAGAUAAUAUAGCAAGCUUUUAAAAUAUAACACCUUAUUAAUGAUUUAACCAGCGGUUUCCUCUUAGGUUUCUGACGUCUUGCACAUCUGUCUUCUGCGGCACCAAGUGAUUUGUGUAUUCAUUUAAAUGAAUGAUUGAAUGACCCAAAUGAAGAAUUUCAGCAAAAAUCAAAGAAUAGAGAAAGAAUCUGAAAACUGAAACGGACCCUGUUUAUACAACUGCAGUUCAAACCUGCAGCAGUAACAGGCUGCUUACUCACUGAUCCAGUAUUAAUCAUCUACCGAUGUUAUAUGUAAUAAUAUAUCAGCUAAAAGGACCAGAUCAGUCAUUUUAUUUUAGUAAAAUAAUAUAUAUUCCACCACUGUGUUUAAUCAAGUUCAAAGAAAGUAUAAGAAACAGUUUAAAGUCUAUCAAAGAGCCAAAGGUGAUGUCAUUAAAUUGCUUGUUAUUCUGGCAAAUGGUCUAAACUGCUGUAUAACAAAAAACUGCAGUGAAGUAUCACACUGGAGAAGCUGGAACCAGUCAAUGUUUGGCAUUUUGCUGACAAAAUUACUAAUAUUGUUUACUUUAACCGACUGACUAAUCAAUUGCUUUUACUUUUUAUAACUGCACUUAAUCUGAAUGUUAAUGUGUAUAACGUGGUAUGAUGAUGAUGAUGUGCUUGCACAGGUCCCAUGCAGUAGAAGAGCAUUUUAAUUCAGGAAAGUAGUUCUUCAAAUACUUUUCCUGUUAACAACCUUCAACCUGUCAACUUUAUACUCAUGUGUUUAAAAAAGGAUAGACAAGUUCAUUCAUAUUCAACUUAAAAAACACUGAUGCCAAUCUCUGACAACCAGAGAUUACCAGAGGAAGUGCAUGCACAUGAUUUCACCCAGCAACCCUGCACUCUUCACCUUCAUAAGCUUUUUGUUGACGAAAAAAAAAAGUGUAUGUGGGCUUUUGCCCUUAUAACGUAUAAAGCAUUGGCCAAUUAACCUGGAAUGCAGCAAAAAGUCUCCUGUCUCACCUGUUGUUUUUAAACCUCAGUUCCCAGGAGUGUGGUCAUAUAUAUAUAUAUAUAUAUAUAUUUCAACAUUAUAAAUUUCGAAAUCAUCUUUGCCAACCUCUUAAUUUAAUAAAAAUAUGAUAUCAUCUGAACCUAUUUGGGAUCCGAUUUGGUAAAGGCAAAAUGUAAAAUUUGACAUUGUAGGAAAACACAAAUAUGCUUUAAUGCCAUUUGAGAAAUUUAUUUUUUCUCACCCACAUAUAAUUAAAAUAAAUAUGAAGAUACAACUAGUAGCUGCCCUUUGUUACCCUGGCACAAAGGCUAAUUAUUACCCUCUUGUUUACAGGCUUUUUGCUCAGAUAGGCUACAAGACAAACUGCUGGUUGUAGCUUCAUGUUUAAUGCACUUCCCUAUAGGCUCUGAUGACCGGUAACCUGAACACCCAUGAACAUCGAUUGUUCUCUUCAGCAGUAAAAUCACAUGAACCUCCUGGUGUUUUUGAUUUCAUUUUGAUUUGCAUAACUCCACAUAAACUAUGAAUUAUUGUGUUGCCUUUACUAUGUCCAGACAUCCCGUCUGCACCCCCUUUUUAAAAUACACCCCUGCAGCACACUGCCCCCUUUUUUUUUCUCCUUCGCCUACACACAGUGGCUGCUGCAUUUAUGCAUGAGUGCAAGAGGGCAGGUGUGAAAGGAGUGAUUGUGGAAGGUGAAGCUGAGGCUUUCACAGGGGGGAGAAGCCCCACACAAGUUUAAAUAGCUGACUCGGUGGGGGCCUCCAUGAGGAAAUGAAUCUACUUAUGUAAGAGUCUGCCAGUAUGCACAGUGUGUCAUUUCAACUCUGCCUGGAGUGAGCCAUAAUGUGAAGCUGUCUUACAUCCUGUAACCGUCUGUUGAUUGGGAAACUUCUGUUGUAUUAAGGCCACUAAAAUACUCACUUGUUGAUUAUUUUGUCAUUAUUUAACCAUUGACGCAGCCUCUUCUAAUAUAACCUGCAGCAGAUAUAACAUAUAUGAUAGAACUUUAAUAUGUGAUUUUUUAUGCUUUCUGAUUGGGGUUUCACACAUGUCCUGCUGUAUUGACUAACACAAGUGCAUAAAAAGACAGAAGAAGAACUCGCAUUUGACCACAUGUUGGAAACUCCCGGGCACUUUUAUGGACAGCGACAACACAGACGACUUGAAUGACGACCACAGGCAAAUAAAUGAGCAGAGUUUGACACUUCACCCCAAGCAGAGGACACUCUCUGUACUCUUAUAUAACCAUCAUGUGCACUCUUUCUCUCUCUCUCUGUCUGUUCCUCUCUCUGUCAGACUGUUGUGCUGUCAGUUGUCUCGCUGGCUAUAUUUACAUGCUCUCUGUACCUGAGAAAUAUGAGAAGUAGCUCAAUUGUCAAUACGUGGACCUGUUAUUUCUUGUAGCAGCUGGCUGCCAGGAUCCACCCGCCGUGGUUUGCAUGUCAACAAGUUAAUAAAAAUUGUCAAAUUA
This is a messenger RNA of Limanda limanda (common dab), 6051 nucleotides long. It is a transcript of the gene slc9a7, whose product is annotated as solute carrier family 9 member 7. The coding region runs from base 122 to 2200 and encodes 692 amino acids. The record is from RefSeq and is a predicted model, not a curated record. Gene Ontology annotation, biological process: sodium ion transport; regulation of pH; proton transmembrane transport. The transcript has 16 exons. Gene Ontology annotation, cellular component: recycling endosome; membrane. Gene Ontology annotation, molecular function: sodium:proton antiporter activity. NCBI's taxonomy places the organism in Eukaryota, Metazoa, Chordata, Actinopteri, Pleuronectiformes, Pleuronectidae.